Vigna radiata var. radiata (mung bean) is the source of this 1017-nucleotide messenger RNA. RefSeq lists its product as uncharacterized. The record is from RefSeq and is a predicted model, not a curated record. The transcript has a single exon. The coding region runs from base 36 to 1010 and encodes 324 amino acids. NCBI's taxonomy places the organism in Eukaryota, Viridiplantae, Streptophyta, Magnoliopsida, Fabales, Fabaceae. Gene Ontology annotation, molecular function: zinc ion binding; nucleic acid binding.
UGCAAACACUUCGAGGCACUUCUGAGAAUUUGCGCAUGGUCAAGGAAGAAACAAUUUCUUCCUACUUUGACUAUGUUCAAUCCAUUGUUAAUCAACUACGAAGCAAUGGAGAGAUUAUUACUGACCAACGUGUUGUAGAAAAAAUAACAAUAUCAUUGAGUCAUAAAUUCGAUCAUAUUGUGACACCUAUUGAAGAAGGACAUGAUCUAUCCACAUUAUCAUUAGAAAGGUUAUUAGGUUCGCUAUCUUCACAUGAACAAAGGAUGAAGCAACGAACUAAUAAUCCUAACUUUGAGCAAGCUUUGCAAAGCAGGGUGAAUUUCACCAAUCGUGGUGGAUACCAAGGUGGUAAAGGUCGUGGACGUGGUCGUAAUCGAGGAAGAGGUAAUUUUUCCUCACAUGGGGAUAACAUUGGAGAGAGUAGUUAUUCUGGUGGAAGAUCAAAUUUCAAACAUGACAAGUCCAAAGUGGAGUGUUAUAAAUGUAAGCAGUUAGGCCAUUAUGCAUCCGAAUGUCGAACUAAAUUACAAAGAGAACAUGGAGAACAUGCAAAUGUAGUUGAAACUGAAGAAAGUAUGGUACUUGCCUGUACACAAGGUCCAGAUGUUGAAAACAAUGAUAUUUGGUAUCUUGAUACAGGAUGUAGCAACCAUAUGACGGGAAAAAGGGAAUUUUUCUCUUUCUUGGAUGNAUCAGUGAAAGGUGAAGUGAAUUUUGGAAACAAAUCCAAAAUUCGCGUGAUGGGUAAAGGUAAUAUUAGUAUCCAAUCUAAAAAUGGAACUAAUGUUACUAUUGCAGAUGUAUAUUAUGUGCCAGGAUUAUUCUGGAAUUUAUUAAGCAUAGGACAACUUUCAGAAAAAGGGUACAAAGUUCGUAUAGAUAACGGAGUUUGUGAAAUUAUGAACAAAGACAAUAAAAACAUCGCAAGGGUAAAAAUGACAGAAUCGCAUGUUUCCUUUGUCACUUCAAACGAGAUCUUUGAUGAAUUUUCAAGCUAUGGUAAAGGAUGACAAUUGG